AUCUCUUCCAUUUAUCCUUUCUCUCUUGUUUUUCUCUCUUCUCCACCUCUGUUUCUCUCUCCCUCUCUUUAUUACUAUCCCUCCGAAUCGAAGCAAAAGUUUACACACGGAGAAAAGUUGUUCCAACGGUUACCCAUUUUUCCUUCUCUCUCUAACAUAUCUUAAGAAAGGCGAUCAAUGCCUGCUCAGAAGAGGUCUCUGCCUGAUAAUCCCGACAACGAUGAGGAAGAUGCUCCCUCUUCUCCUCUUCAAAACGGCCAUCAAUAUCCCAAGCAAUCUCGCCUUGACCCACCUCCUCUUGGUGACCCCAAACUCUUCCAACAACAAGAACUAAAGCAAGAAGAAGAAGAAGACCAAGACGAGGCACCCCACAAACCAGAUGAAGAAGAAGGAGACGCAGAUGAGGAACAAGAAGAGCAAGUCGAAGAGAAACAACCAGUACAAGAUUAUGAGGAAAGCCAAUCUUCCAGCUCCGAAGAUGAAAAACCCGAAUUUGUCUUUGUGGAGCUGCUAGAAAUUCGUAAAGAUGUACAAUGCCCUAUAUGUCUAGGUAUCAUAAAGAAAACACGAACUGUGAUGGAAUGUCUGCACCGUUUUUGCAGGGAAUGCAUUGACAAAUCAAUGCGACUUGGGAAUAAUGAGUGCCCUGCUUGCCGCACACACUGUGCAAGUCGUCGUUCUUUGAGAGAUGAUCCAAAUUAUGAUGCCUUAAUUUCUGCUUUAUAUCCAGACAUUGAUAUGUAUGAGGAGGAGGAAUUGGCUUUUCAUGAGGAGGAAAGGACACGGAACAAGCAGAUCCAAGCUUCAAUUGCCCAAAUAUUUCAACGACAAUCUGAAGCACUAGUUAGGAGACGCACGAUGGGUAAAGAAACAGCUAGUCCAUUCAUGAAAAGAUCACAGCGCAAUCAUCGGAUAAUUCCUUCAAGGAGGCAGCGAAACAGCCAAGGCACUGAAUUUCAAGGAUCUGAAGACAUUGAGGAAGAAAAUGAUGAUAAUGGAGGCAAGGAUUCAUCUUCUACCGAUGAACGCUCCACAGAAGUAAGGCAGCACAUGCGCAAGAGACGGCCAGGAAUUAGGCCUUCUCAGCCUUCUUCAUCAGCUUCAAAUCCCGAAGGUGGAUCCAUUGAAAAUGAUUUAGAGGCCACUAGAAAGAACAGAGGAAUAUGUCCUGGGCUUGUUUGGAAUACAGAAAUGCUUGCCUGGGGUAGGGGUGGUGCUCGAAGUCAUACACGGCAUGGUAAUGCUAGUGGUUGCAACAACAAGAACUCCCGAAGCACUCGGUUGUCCAAGCUGGUGGAAUAUCUCAGGAACUUAGAGGAAAAAAAUGAUGAGUUGGAUGUUCACCUCACGCUUAUUUCUGUGGACAAAGAAAGUUUUAUGAGUUUGAAACAGCCCUACCUUUGUUGUCGCCCCAGUUUGUCUGUCAAACACCUAUGCGAAUAUGUUGCUCACAAAAAGGCUUUGGAAACUGAAGAAGUUGAAGUAUUUUUAGUUAAAGGGCAGCACAAGUCUAAUGACAACCUAUCAUCCCUGCAUCUGCCAAUUUCAGUGGAUGAGCUGCAAAUUUUGAAAGGGCAGGAAACUUUGGCGCAUCUUAAAGCCAAUUGCGUCAGUAGAGAUCAUUUGAUUCUAGCAUAUAGGCACAAGGAGAAUUACUUAGCAAAGGUCCAUUAACAAUUUGCAACUGUACGUGUAAAUAUGAGCUUUCAGAAUGAAAGUUGAGCUCCUUGACAAUUUUCAAGACCUGGAUUUUUGUAUAUUGUUUACACGAAAAAAAAAAAAAAAACAGGUUUCCACAGGGUCAUUCCAGUUAAAAUUUUCCAAAUUCUUGUAUCUUUAGGGCAAGUUAGUUUGGUAAUUUCAGGUUCCAUUUAGGAAUCUUCACAAGUUGCUUUACCCAGUAAAGUUGCUUUCCGUUAACAAUACGUGUAAAUUUGAGCUUUCAGAAUGAAAAUUGAGCUCCUUGACAAUUUCCAAGACCUA
Hevea brasiliensis (rubber tree) is the source of this 1983-nucleotide messenger RNA. Its product is annotated as putative E3 ubiquitin-protein ligase RING1a. The record is from RefSeq and is a predicted model, not a curated record. The transcript has 10 exons. Bases 178 to 1674 code for a protein of 498 amino acids. Lineage: Eukaryota; Viridiplantae; Streptophyta; Magnoliopsida; Malpighiales; Euphorbiaceae.